AUGGCAAUGUUGCCGACUGAUUUUUUCACAAACGGUUCCGAGAGCCCUGAUGGGAUGGGGGAUGAUUCUCCCGAGUGUAUUCUCUGGGGCGAGAUCUUUCGCAUUGUGCUCUGCUCCCUGGUGAUGGUCUUUGGGUUGCCCGGCAACAGCCUCAUCCUGGGCGUCUACUGGGACAAGUUGCGCAAGACCAGCACCCACAUCCUGAUCAUGGGCCUGGCAUGGGCCGACCUCUUCACCUGCCUGUUCCUGACCCAUGAGGUGGUCUCCAGCUGCUUGAUAGCCACUUCGACGGAGUGGGGCACUGCCCUCCUGAUUCUCAAGUCAUUGAUGAUGGUCACUGUCUCCCUGUCCAUCGGAAUCACGGCCGUCAUUGCCUUGGACCGCUACGACUGCGUGUGCUGUUCAAACCGGCGUCGGGUGACCCCCCACCUGGCCAAGGUUGCCAUUCUCUGCUCGCUCAUCUUCAGUGCACUGAUCCAAAUCAUUUACGUCUUGCACGUCGUGAUUGACCCCUUGAGAAUCCAGAUGAAGCUCACCACCCUCGCUGCCCAGUUCAUCAUGUUUGUUGUCUCGGUGAUGCUCAUCCUUGUGUGCUACUUGAAAGUCUUCUCUGCAGUUCGGCGGCACGUCAAGGUGGGUGUGCAUACGUGGCCUCAUCACGCACAGAGCUCUGACCACACGCGGUCCAACCCUGUCCCAAACAUCUCAGAAUGGCAGGAAACAGUGACUGCUACACUGAACAGUAUCAGAAAGCUCACCCCACCCACCAAACUUAAAGCAAUUGCCCUGAAUCCGGCCUUGCAACAAGGAGCCACGUCUGUGGAAAGUACCACAUUUCUGGCACCCAAGAUUGCUACUCGCCCAACCAACUUGAAGGCCCCGACAAGGCUCCAGCAUACUGAGACCUCCAAGGACACAGAGAGAAACAUCCAGACUGGCCACUCAGACACAGCUCCGAAUCGUCAGAGAAUGUUUUUCUGGUGA
Molecule: messenger RNA, 984 nt
Organism: Acanthaster planci (crown-of-thorns starfish)
Lineage: Eukaryota; Metazoa; Echinodermata; Asteroidea; Valvatida; Acanthasteridae
Biological process (GO): G protein-coupled receptor signaling pathway
Cellular component (GO): membrane
Molecular function (GO): G protein-coupled receptor activity
Source: RefSeq, a predicted model, not a curated record